AUGCUAGCGGAUGAGGUAUUCUUGGAAACUUGGCAUAUGGAGCCAGUCAGUUCUGAUGAUGCAUGCUGCCCUGGCAUCAAGACACCCAGGAUCCUGACCAAACCAGACCUCGUGGACAGGGGCGCUGAAUCAGGUGUCAUGAAUGUGGUGCAUAACCUCACGUACCCUCUGAAGAAGGGCUACAUGAUCGUCAGGUGCCGAGGUCAGCAGGAGGUCACAGAGAAUCUGAGCCUGUCAGAGGCAACCAGCAAAGAAAGGAUGUUCUUUGAAAAACAUCCAUAUUUCAGAAGUCUCCUGGAGGAAGGAAUAGCCACGGUGCCCCGUCUGGCAGAAAGACUCACUGCUGAGCUCAUUGUGCACAUCAAAAAAUCACUCCCACUGUUAGAAAAGCAAAUAAGGGACAGCCACCAGAGGGUAAUCGAGGCGCUGCGGCGGUGUGGGACCGACAUCCCCAUGGAGGAAGCCAGCAAAUUGUCCUUUCUGAUUGAGAUGAUCAAGGCAUUUAAUCAGGACAUUGAAAAGCUAGUGGAAGGCGAAGAAGCUGUGAAGGAGAAUGAAACUCGCUUGUAUAACACAGUCAGAGAGGAGUUUAAAAACUGGGUCCCCAUACUUGUAGCCAAUAUUGAAAAAGUUAAAAAUUUUAUUCAUGAAGAAGUCGAAAAAUAUGAAAAGCAGUAUCGUGGCAAAGAGCUUCUCGGGUUCAAUAGCUACAAGACGUUUGAGAUCAUCGUGCACGAGUACAUCCAGCAGCUGGUGGACCCUGCUCUCAGCAUGCUCCACAAAGUUGUUGAAAUUGUCCGGCAAGCUUUCAGCGACACUGCCCAAAAAAAUUUUGGUGAAUUUUUCAACCUUAAUCAAGAAGUCCAGAAAAAGAUCGAAGACUUCAAAGUGAUAUAUGCAGAAAAGGCACAAGACAUCAUCCACCUUCAGUUCAAAAUGGAACAGAUGGUUUUUUGUCAAGAUAACAUUUACAGCGUUGUUCUGAAGAAUGUCCGAGAAGAGGUUUUUAACCCACUGAGGAAUCUUUCAGAGAAUAGUCCAUUAAACUCCCCUGCCUCAAACAACCAGUCUUCAUUAUCCUCCAUUACUGAAAUAAGUGUCCACCUGAAUGCAUAUUUUGUGGAAACCUGCAAACGUCUCGCAAAUCAGAUCCCAUUCAUAAUUCAGUAUUUUAUGCUCCGAGAGAAUGGCAACUGUUUGCAAAAAGACAUGAUGCAUAUAUUACAGGAAAGAGAUCGCUAUUCCUGGUUGCUUCAAGAACAAAGUGAGACUGCCACCAAGAGAAAAUUCCUUAAGGACAAGAUUUCCAGGCUCACUAAGGCACGGCAUGCACUCCAUACAUUCUCCUUGGAAGGAUCUAUUGUGGGGUGA
This is a messenger RNA of Carlito syrichta (Philippine tarsier), 1371 nucleotides long. RefSeq names its product interferon-induced GTP-binding protein Mx2-like. The coding region runs from base 1 to 1371 and encodes 456 amino acids. The record is from RefSeq and is a predicted model, not a curated record. Lineage: Eukaryota; Metazoa; Chordata; Mammalia; Primates; Tarsiidae. Gene Ontology annotation, molecular function: microtubule binding; GTP binding; GTPase activity. Gene Ontology annotation, cellular component: membrane; nucleus; microtubule. The transcript is spliced from 9 exons. Gene Ontology annotation, biological process: defense response to virus.